This is a messenger RNA of Zootermopsis nevadensis, 7226 nucleotides long. NCBI's taxonomy places the organism in Eukaryota, Metazoa, Arthropoda, Insecta, Blattodea, Termopsidae. The record is from RefSeq and is a predicted model, not a curated record.
GAUGUGUUCGAGUAUUCUACUGUGAAAAAGUGUUUCAUAGGUUUUAUUUAAAAUCGCCUUAACGCCUACAUCCCAACAUAAAAUCAUAUUAAGUCAACACUUAUUAUUUAUGGCUAUUUAAAAGUGUGUCGUGGUGGAUGUUCGGAUAAAGUCGUACUUCAACAUUACGAAAAUCCGCAUGCAGCCCCCAAAACAUAGUUGGUGCGAGAAAUAUAAUGCGAAAUAAACUUCGAGAUUUCCAUAUCACGCCGAAAUGUAAUACGUUGACUUCAAUUUGUUGUACUUCAGUGCGUUUCGCCCACAGAUACCUACGAAAAAGUUUUCUGCAUGUGAUACAAUCUAGUUUUAAUGAAACAAAAUUUAAUAAAAUAAUUCACGUACAGUUAUUUAAUCCAAAGGGAAAAACCCAUUUAGUUGACUUGCCCGAACAUUGGUGGACAAUAUUAAAACGGAUUUUAAAGAAAUAUGAUGUGAAAGUGAGGACUGGCGGGCUCUUGCGAACACGGAAAUUAAUUUUCGGAUUCCGUAAAAGGCGGGGAAUUUCUUGAUCAUCUGUCCGUGGAGUAUGAAACGCAUUUUAAGGAAAUAUGAGUUUCUCUUUGCACAGUUUUAAGGGUUUUAAAUGUUUUAACGACAACUGAGAAUCUUUCAUUUUACAAGAUGGAAACUACAAUAUUACUGUAACCAUCUCAACAGGGAAAGUUUUCUUUUUUUGGUGGUAUUUCUGAUGACGGUAGCCUCUUGUGCCAUCACACAAGUUGACCAGGAGUGAGAAAACUGGAUUACUUUUGUAGAAUGGUCCAUAUCUCAAGUCGGAUGAAUCCAUAAUUAUGAUUAGAAAAUUCUGAUUAUAAACAAAACAGAUACAGAAACAGAGAAAUCCGGAACUAUUUUUUCGGUGUAGAAAGACAUUUAAUUUUUAAUUCUGAUGUAUGUUAACGCCCGAUAGACACUGAAGUAAACUACAGCCGAAUCAGCAAUCCUGUGCUACGAAGACUUGGCACCUACACUAUUCAGUUAAGGGCUGUACGAUUCAUAAGACGCGACGUUUGUAUUUCCUGGCGAAUUCUCCAGUGGUUGUGCAAGGGUGUGAAAUGUGAUCUCUUACUUCGAGAAAGAACUCGAACUUCAUGCGGAGGAAAAGAAAGUAUUCCGGAAAAUAUUUGCACCUAAGACGAAAGAAGUCUGGACGAUCAGAGUUUCACACAGAACUGCACACCUCCAGCAAUAGACGAUUUUCCAAAAGACUUGUUCACAGAAGAACAGAGGCAGGAUGGAGCCGUCGUCCUCCACGUCAUUGCGUCCCUCUACCUGUUCGUCGCUCUAGCGGUCGUCUGCGACAAGUACUUUGUUCCCGCCGUAGAAAGGAUCUGCCAAGCGCUAAACAUGUCUAAUGAUGUAGCGGGUGCAACAUUCAUGGCAGCCGCAACAUCAGCGCCUGAACUCUUCGUGAAUGUGAUUGGUACAUUCAUCACAGAAGGAGAUAUUGGUGUUGGUACCAUCGUCGGCAGUGCUGUCUUCAACAUCCUAGCUGUUGCAGCCUGCUGUGGCAUUGGUGCUGGCAUCGUGGUGCCGCUAGACUGGUGGCCACUAACAAGGGACUGUCUGGCUUACGGAGUCACAGUCUCACUCAUGAUCUGUAUCAUUCACGAUGAGAGAGUUGAAUGGUAUGAGGCCCUGACCCUAGUGCUGCUCUACAUUGUGUACACAGCAGUAAUGUACUGGGACAAGUCCAUCCAGCGAUGUGCCAGACGCCAACUCAAGGAUGGAACCAACAGAAAGCCAUCAACAGAUCCAACUUCUGUUGAGGCUGGUGAGGUACAACUGCCACUACAACAGCAAAAUAGUGAAGAUGUGGUAACACAGCAACAACAACAACAAAAUGGCAGUGUUAAAGGUCCCUCAGCACUGAUGGUGGAGCCUCAAGCUGCCCUGCCAUUGCAGCAGGAUAAUGACUCUGGUUCUGGAAUUCUGUCAUCAUCAAUAUUCCACUGGCCUCGGGGACAGAAGAAGUGGCGACAGUUGGCAUGGUUGCUUGUAUGGCCAAUUCAUCUCGUGUUUCUUGUUACCAUACCAGACUGUGAGAAACCGCGCUUCAAACGCUGGUUUCCGCUUACAUUCCUUAUGUGCAUUGUUUGGAUUGGCAGCCUAUCUUACGUUGUAGCAUGGAUGAUAACUAUUAUUGGUGACACAUUGAAAAUUCCAGAUUCUGUAAUGGGCAUUACAUUCCUCGCAGCAGGGACUAGUGUUCCAGAAGCAGUCUCUAGUGUGAUUGUUGCUAAACAAGGACACGGAUCUAUGGGAAUUAGCAAUUCCAUUGGUUCCAAUACAUUUGACAUCCUGCUAUGUCUAGGACUACCAUGGCUCAUUAAAGCUUCAUUCCUGCCCACUACUGAAGGACAGCACUUUGUAGGGAUAAAUUCAAGAGGUCUUGAAUAUAGUGCUAUCUCUUUAUUGUCAACUCUACUACUACUGUAUGCCACCUUCUCAUGCAACAAGUUCCAACUGGACCGCAAGGUGGGCCAAGCCUGCUUGAUUAUGUAUGGAAUGUUUCUUGUGCUUGCAUCUCUUAUUGAACUGAAUGUUUUCUUCAUGGUGAAUUUGCCAACAUGUGGGCGAUGAACAUUUCUAAAGUGGAAAUAUGUUUUGUGGUGACAUUUAAUGACAAGAGAGAACAGAUGAAUCUGAUGUUUGACCCUAAUGUCUCAGCAUGCUCUUUAAAGACCCAUCUGUCUUCUUUAUUAUAAGCAACCAUGUAAAACUGGAAAAGAUGACAAACACACAAAUAUCCCAUUGAAAAAACCAUUAUGACAAUUUAAUAAUUCAUACUUCAACUUCAUGAUGAUAACUAAAAUAAGGAAACUUCAAACUUCAUGAUUCAGUCCACUAAAAGAACUAUCAACUUCAUGAAUCCCACUCAAUCCAGUUCCUUCAGAUAAGCCACAACUUUAUCCAACUCACUGAAGCAAACCCAUCUUCACUGAUUCAACCCACUGAGAUGACUUUAUGAGAACAACACACUGAGAUAACCUUCAACUUUGUGAAGUCAACCCAUUGAAAUCACUUAAAUAACCCUUAACUUCGUGAAUUCAACCCAUUCAUGUAUGUCUCAACUUCAUAAAUUUAACCCAUUCUGAUAGCUCUGAACUUUGUGACUUCAACUCACAGAUAACACCGAGUCAAUUAUUAAGAAAAGCAACUGUAAAGAGCAUGAGACAAAUGUGUGGUGUGACAGAAGUUUGCUUUUUGGUUGUUUAAGGAAAGUUAUAUAAGGUAGUGACAGGUCAUAAGUGGCUUGCACAGUCUUGUCUUUCAAGUACUUUAUCAAGUUUUACAGGAUUUAUACUAAGAGCAGUUCCUUACUACCCUACUGUAAAAAAAUAAGACUUAGAAUUUACAUUUGAGCUGUUUAAAUGGUUUAAUUGCAGGACGCUCCUUCCUUUAAACCAACCAAGGAAGUAUUUGGUAUUGUGCAAGAUUGUGAUAUGGAGAUUGUAUCCACUCUUAUUAUGUUGAUUUGUUUUCUUAAAGAAAUUACAUUUGCAACUAAAAUGCAUCCUGAGGUCACUAAGAUCUGCAGUGUUUUACAUACUUUGGCUAUAUUUAACAAUAUAUGAGAUUAAAUUAAAUAACAACAAGAUUAUUGAAAGGCGGGAUUAAACUUAACCCUUUGUUGCCAGCCUCUGUAUAUGGUAUAUGGACCAGAAUCAUGGGGUUUUCAUCUCCUCCAUCUACAUGGAAGGACACAAUUUAAAUAGCUGCCAUGACUGAAGGGCUAAUAAAGUAGAAUAGAUUUAUAUGAUGCACAUAAAGAGAAACAUUUUAAGAGAAAGGGGUAAAGGAAGUAUAAAAAUAAAAACCACAAGAAGAAACACAGUCUGCAGAGAAUUACUGUAAGAAUGUCCUUAAUUUAUAUUUUCAGUAGGACUGACAGUAUACUGCAUUAUCUUUGUUGGACAAUGGCCUAAAGGAAAACUUGCACACUACUUUGAAAUUGAAAUAAAAGUUUUGGGUAGUUCAGCUGAAGUUCUAUUUUAAGCUCAAUGUGUGCACAAAAAUCCAGCAUUGGAGACACACAUGGUUUUGUAUGUUACAAAAUAUGAAAUAUAUAUUUUAAAGAAUCAUUAGAAGUGUUUAGUUAGCAGUUAAUAUAUUAAGUAAACUACUGUAUGUCCUUCCAAACUCUCUGAAGUGCAUAUGCAGGAAAAUAUGAGGUCAGCAAUGUAUCUUAAUUCCCUAUUUGCUACUAUCCGAAGUAGAUUUCAUAACUCUUUUGUGAGAGAUGGAUGAAAGUAUCUGAAGCUUGUCUGACACAGAUGAAUGUUGUGUAAUUCAUAAUUUCAUUAGAUAUAAUUUAGAUCAUCUCAUUUAAUUCUCACACAUUUUAUUUCUAGAUUCUCUUGCUGCAGUUUCCCAAAUUAUAACAUGACUUAUUUCCAGUACAAUUACUCUCAUUUCCAUUUUAAUACAAUCAACUUCUGGAAGAAUAUACUUUUAGCUUAAACAAUGCCAUUAUAAAUUUGUCACAAAUGAUACAGUUGAAUCAGUCAUUUGUAAAACCGUAUACAUCCACAGAAAUCACUUUCAAGGAAAGUAAAAAACAUGCUAGCAAAAGCACUAUUUUAUGCUUGAUUUAAUCUUCUCCAAGAAUAAUUGGAAAGUGUCAAAUUUUCAAAACCAUUAUAGUUCACUAACGUUUUUUAUGUCCAGAGUUAUAAGCUAAGUAAGUUAUUUUUGGACUUCAGUUAUUUUUAAAAGUACCCACAUAUUAUUGAAGGAACACUGCAUGACUCACGUGGUUAUGUCUCAUGUCACUACUGGGAUGACCUAUGUAAGUCACUGUGAACUUUAUUGGUUUCUUUAUGGUCAAAACCCUCACCAAAAUCUAGUAGCAAAAUAAUACGAGUCCAGGACUGAAGAUGUUUUGCUAAGAAACACACUAUAGACAAUAUAGCAUACACAUAGUAAAGGCUUGGAUGGAUGUGAUUCUUGUAGGAAAUGAUGCACUUGCCAAUGGUGACUGCAAUGGCAGCAACAGCUCAAUACUCUCAAAAGUGAGUACAUGUGAUUAUGCACAUGACUAAUUCAAUUCAUUUUCUUUCUUCAGUAGCACAUGUGAAUACGUUCAAUGAUGUAGAAAUACCUCAUAAUUUCAAAUUUUCUUUUCUUGAUAUUGAAACUACAAUGACUACCAAGGAGAAUUUAUAAAACCAAGUUCUCCAACACUUAUUACAAACUGGAGGUUACAACAAUUUAUGGCACCUGUUAAUGGAUAAAUAGAUGAAAUAAUCAGACUACUCUGUUUCGAAUAUUGAAGUUAUGAAGAAUGUUGUCAAGUGAUAUUACACAUUAUCAUUAAAUAAACCACAAAAUCCCUAGUACCACUACAUGCUAUUGGUAAGAUAAUUGUAGCCUAUCUUUGAAAUCCCCAAAAAAGGGCAUUAACUUGGUCAAAUGUGAUAGAUAAGUGCAUUUAUUUCCUGUUGCUGAGAAUGACACUAAGAAUACAACACUACUGAAACUGUAACAAACAUCUGGAACUUCUACCAGAAAUGUGACAAGGUUAUGAAGUGUAUUGUUGUCUCAUUUAAUAUGUAAUUAAAGAUACAUUGUGACUUUCUGGAGAAAACUGUUAUUUUUUAGUGAUAACUUUAACUGGUUACUUUCAUAUUUAUUGUUAAAAUGGUGUAAAUGUUACGAGAGAUAAUUUUCAAAUGUAAUGAAAGUAAGUCUAUAAUUAAAAUUUUGGAUUGUUUCAUUACUAUAUUUAUGUUUGAGGGCUUGAGGAACCUCAUCUCCCAAUGUGAUUUUAUAUAUGACACAAAUAGUUUAUGAUUUAUGUUGUUCACCACUCUUACUGUGGAAUCAACAUGAACAUAAUAUACAUUAACACCUCUAUAAAUGUAAUAUUGGAAUACAAUUAGGAUGACAAAAACUGGUAAAUAUUACUGUAUUUGGUAAGAAAAGCUGGUUCAACUAUCUUUAGAAUGAUAAUUUAAUUUUAUACCCUUUAAAAUAUCUAAUAUAAUCUGCACAAAUUCUUCCUAGUUUUGAAAUAUGUCUUUCUUGUCUAUGUAAAAUAAGAUCAUGUUUCAGUAAGAAUAUUCUGUGCAAACAUGUCUUCAUUUAUUAAUGUAAGAGAUACAUCACGAAUUUCAUCUCUAGUGAAAGUAAAGAGCAUUAAUAUAUCUAACCUAAAAAUUUGAAAUGUUUGCUUCAUGCACAUAAAGAAGACAAUAAAGCUCUACCUGACUUGAUUUGUAAAAGUAAGAAAGUUUGAAAAACUAAAUUAUAAACUUAACUUUUGCUGCUUUCUUCCCAUUCAUAAUUAACAAUAAUUUCCUCUGAGCUCGGGUAAUUAUUAUUAAAGGACAAUGAAAUAUAGUACAGAUACAAGAUGUAUGAUAAGAAAUCUGAUGAAAUUCAUUCCUACAACCACCGAUGGAUGAUUUUAAUAAGAUCUAUAAUCAAACCCAGUUUAUGUAUCCUUUACCUUGCUAAUGAUAGAAUUUAUCACCUAGGAAAAACACAAUAUCUCUUCUGAAUAACUCUGGUGUUCAAAAAAUGUCAGUGAAAAAGUAGCCAUUGCUGUAACAGUCAAUCUGCCUUGAAAUUUACACUCUUCUAGUCUAUUCUCUUUGCAGUUCCUAUGCAAUCUGUAACGAGACAUGCAAUCGUCCUUCUAUCCAUCCCCUGGGUAAUGUGUACAACAAAACUUUUGACUGUGCAUUCAAAUACUGCUAUCACAACAGCUAUUUCCAUUUCUUCAUGUAUAAAAACAUAAUUUACCUUACAGACAUCACUAUGUUUAUACAGUUACAAUUUCUCAUCACAGUUUUUCAGAUGUGCACACCUUGCUGUUUCUUGUUAACACUCAAACAUAUCUUUUUUCCUGUUUUUAUGUUAGUCUGAUUCCAAAUGAUUCAAGCAGAUGUGUCCGCAUUUUUGACAUGUCAAACCUAGUGCUACUGCAAAACCAACUAGAAACUUCAUUACCUCUCCGUUGCUUCAUUAAUGAAUUUAGAGCACAGUCUUUAUUUUGUUUAAAUAUUGUUAUGUGAAACCUAGAAGGUAGCUUGGGAAACUUCAUUACAGUUGCUUGACCCUUACUAUUCUUACUGCAUCAGAUUUGCAAAAUGUGUGACUUCACAACUUAUACACAGUAUACUAAAUCAGCUACUACAUGUACUCUUAUUAUGAAGCCUAUAAAACAUUUUACAAAACCA